Messenger RNA from Asparagus officinalis (garden asparagus), 569 nucleotides. Its product is annotated as stigma-specific STIG1-like protein 1. The transcript has a single exon. The coding region runs from base 39 to 440 and encodes 133 amino acids. The record is from RefSeq and is a predicted model, not a curated record. Lineage: Eukaryota; Viridiplantae; Streptophyta; Magnoliopsida; Asparagales; Asparagaceae.
CCUUCUCCCUUAACAUUUGUCUCCUACCAAAUAAGAAAAUGAUGUCAAGGAUCUUCAUCAUCGUGGCAUUGUUCAUGUGUGUGACCUUGGCAAGUACUAACACGCCAUCUUCAUCCGUUGAAGAUGAAUCACCAUCCCUAAGGAGCACGAGCCAUUUUUUUGACCACUACAACCCUAGAGCAUCUAUGACAUGUGAUAAGUUCCCUAGGGUUUGUCGAGCGACGGGGAGCCCCGGCCCUGACUGCUGUCGAAAACACUGCGUGGAUGUAAUGAUCGACAAUCUCAACUGCGGUGAGUGUGGGAUGAAAUGUAGGUAUGGAGAGGCUUGCUGUAGUGGUAAUUGUGUGAACAUAAUGUAUGAUGCCAAGAACUGUGGAGGAUGCAAGAUCAGAUGCAAGAAGGGCAAUUUUUGCAAGUAUGGGAUGUGUAGCUAUGCUUAAGAGAAUUCUUUUGGCCAAGAAGGGAAAUUAUAAGUGCAAAUAUGAUUUGUAGGUACAGCUUGAAAUAAGGAUUUGGAUUUGUUAGUGUGUAAUUGUAAGAGAUUGUAGUCAUGAUUGACUUAUUAUUUG